Molecule: messenger RNA, 1155 nt
Organism: Triticum dicoccoides
Lineage: Eukaryota; Viridiplantae; Streptophyta; Magnoliopsida; Poales; Poaceae
Product: DNA repair protein XRCC4-like
Exons: 4
Coding region: 71-934 (287 amino acids)
Biological process (GO): positive regulation of ligase activity; DNA recombination; double-strand break repair via nonhomologous end joining
Cellular component (GO): DNA-dependent protein kinase-DNA ligase 4 complex; DNA ligase IV complex; nucleus
Molecular function (GO): DNA binding
Source: RefSeq, a predicted model, not a curated record
UCCUCUCUGCCCGUCGUCGGUUCCUCCUGCGUUGACUCUAGAGCCGUCGGUUUCCUCUCGCUGGGCGACCAUGGCAACCGCGGUGGCGGCGGCGGCGGCGCCGAGGCACAGCUGCGCGAAGCUCUCGGUGGCGGUGGAGGACCCCAAGGCGCCGGGCGGCGGCGGCAUAUUCGUGAAGGCCACGUGGCUCCCCACCCGCUUCUCCCUCGCCGUCACCGACGGCGCCGGCGCCUGGGUCGCCGACGCCUCCGACGCCGAGGUGCGCCUCCGGGCCGAGCAGUGGGACCAGCCCGUCUCCGAGUACCUCGCCCUCGCCGAGCGCUACCUCGCCUUCCACCAGCCCUCCUCCACCUACUCCUUCCACGAGGCUGGCGCCGGCCGCAGGUUGUCAUGGACAUUUGAAAAGCAAGGUACCAAGCUGGAAUGGCGUUGGAAACUGCAGCCGGCACCCCACCCACAACAGACUAUAGCUGAGGUCUUGGAUUUUCUUAUGGAUGCAAAUAUACGCUUGAGUGAAGAGGUUGUCAGGAAGACACAAUCAUUUGAGAAGGUCAAACAGGAAGCUGAGAAUUGCUUGCAACAGAGUGAACGAUUCAACAACGAGAAGGCUGAGUUUGAGCAAGCCUCCUUUACAAAGUUUGUGGCCGUUCUGAACUCGAAGAAGGCCAAGCUGAGACAGCUCAAGGACAGGAUCGCGGCGCUCGAAUCCGCCGACAAGGCCCCGAAGGAGGAGGAGCAGCAGGAGGAGGAGGGCCACUCGACCGACAGGACAGAGCCCAUCGAGGACGCGAGCGAUAAGGACCAAAGCGUGAACGACGAGCCCUCGGAGACGGGCAGCGGCGGCGACCCCCACAGCUCCCCCGAGAAGCCCGCCGCCGCCGCCGCCGCCGCCACCUCCAGGGGCCGGAGGGGGCGCAAGAGGGCGAGGAAGUGAGUGACCCAGACGAAGCAAAGCUAAGCCGCCGGAUGUCAGACGUGUCAUUUCUUUUCGUCGAGUGUCUUUGUCAAAUGAUCUUCACGUGUUUCGUGCUUUGCUAGAGGAUGAUGAGCGCCGAAUUUAAUUAUUUGUGAUGAUGAUCCGAUGGCGGCGGCGGUUGUAUAGUUGUUUUAGUGCCACUAGCUCGUAGUUAAUGGGGGAGCAGAUGCAUUUAUCCA